AUGCUGUCCUUGAGCCACGCCUUGGUGCUGCUGCUCGCCGGCACCGGCGUCAUUGCCGCCAGUGCCAGCCCCGAGAAAGCGUCCCGGGUCCGACCGGCAGCCUCCGCCAUCGAGACGCCGCAGCCGGCGCAGCCCAACAUGGUGCCCAACUGCCAGGCCUUCUACCUCGUGCGGUCCGGCGAGACGUGCCGCUCCAUCGCGGCGGCGCACGGCCUGACCGUGGCGCAGUUCCAGCGCUGGAACCGCGGCACCGGCCCGGACUGCACCACGCUGCUGGCCGACGCCUACGCCUGCGUGGGCGUCACCGACGAGCCGACGACGACGCCGCCGCCCACGCCCGAGCCCACGCCCGUCGAGACGCCGCGUCCCAUCCAGCCCGGCAUGGUGCGCCAGUGCCGGCGCUUCCACUAUGUCGAGCCCGGCCAGAGCUGUUUCGAGGUCCAGCAGCGCUACGGCGUCUCCCUUCAAGACCUGGUCCGCUGGAACCCGGAUAUUGGCUACCAGUGCACCAACAUGUGGGCCAACACCUGGCUCUGCGUCGGCGUCGCUUGA
Hirsutella rhossiliensis is the source of this 552-nucleotide messenger RNA. Its product is annotated as lysM domain-containing protein. Bases 1 to 552 code for a protein of 183 amino acids. Lineage: Eukaryota; Fungi; Ascomycota; Sordariomycetes; Hypocreales; Ophiocordycipitaceae. The record is from RefSeq and is a predicted model, not a curated record. The transcript has 2 exons.